Molecule: messenger RNA, 1417 nt
Organism: Xyrauchen texanus (razorback sucker)
Lineage: Eukaryota; Metazoa; Chordata; Actinopteri; Cypriniformes; Catostomidae
Gene: cacnb3b
Product: calcium channel, voltage-dependent, beta 3b
Exons: 14
Coding region: 143-1309 (388 amino acids)
Biological process (GO): calcium ion transmembrane transport; chemical synaptic transmission; neuromuscular junction development
Cellular component (GO): voltage-gated calcium channel complex
Molecular function (GO): high voltage-gated calcium channel activity; protein binding
Source: RefSeq, a predicted model, not a curated record
UCCGUGCAUCAAUUUUGUACAGGCGUUGAGUGCAGUGCGUUGCAACCGUUAGGGCCGAGACUUCCCUCAUACUGUUGACUAUAGAGAGCUGCUCGCGACGGCCACAGAGUGAUGGGGGCAGAUUUGCGCUGUCUCUAUAGGCAUGUCCGAUUCUAGUGCAGCGCUGCUCAGCUUCAAGAGUUCAGCUGAUUCCUACACGGGUAGACCAUCGGAUUCCGACCUGUCCCUGGAGGAGGACAAGGAGGCGUCUCGGCGUGAGGCCGAGCGCCAGGCCUUGCAGCAGCUCGAGAGAGCCAAGAUCAAGCCUGUGGCAUUUGCAGUGAGAACCAAUGUCAGCUACUGCGGGGCUCUAGAUGAAGACUGUCCGGUUCAGGGUACUGCUAUCAACUUUGAAACCAAAGAUUUUCUACAUAUAAAAGAGAAAUACAAUAAUGAUUGGUGGAUCGGGAGGCUAGUGAAGGAGGGGGCUGACAUUGCCUUCAUCCCCAGCCCUGUUAAACUGGAGGCCAUGCGCAUCAAGCAGGAACAGAAAGCUGCUCAGAGGAAAAUGGGAGGGAAUGCGUCAUCUGGGGGUUGGAGGUCAACUCCUCCUCCUGCAGCCAAACAGAAGCAAAAACAGACAGAACAUGUUCCACCCUAUGAUGUCGUUCCAUCUAUGAGGCCGGUUGUUUUGGUUGGCCCGUCACUUAAAGGCUAUGAGGUGACAGAUAUGAUGCAGAAAGCUCUGUUUGACUUCCUAAAACACAGGUUUGAUGGAAGAAUCUCUAUUACACGGGUGACUGCAGAUCUGUCUCUGGCCAAGAGGUCUGUACUGAAUAAGAAAGCUAUCAUGGAGAGGUCUAACACACGCUCUACUCUCGCAGAGGUACAGAGUGAGAUUGAGAGAAUAUUUGAGCUGGCUAAAAGCCUUCAGCUGGUGGUCUUAGAUGCAGAUACGAUAAACCACCCUGCACAGCUCCUCAAGACCUCCCUCGCUCCCAUCAUUGUCUAUGUGAAAGUGUCCUCUCCAAAGGUCCUUCAAAGACUCAUUAAAUCCAGAGGGAAAUCUCAAAGUAAACAUCUUAACGUGCAAAUGAUGGCUGGAGAUAAACUAUCACAGUGCCCACCAGAAAUGUUUGACAUCAUACUGGAUGAGAAUCAGUUAGAGGACGCCUGUGAACACCUGGCCGAGUAUUUGGAUAUAUACUGGCGUGCCACUCACCUACCAGGCUCUGCCCCGGUAAACCCUCUGGUGGAGCAAAAUAUAGUUACGCCACCUUCGGCCAACUCUAGCCAACAGUUCUCAGAAACGCAGGAGCUAAUUGAAUGAGCACUACCACAAAUAAAGGAGUGGUCUGAGUGACAGAACAUUCCAGAAAGCCCCCCAGACUAGGCCAGCUACUCACUGCCCCAGAAUGAGAUGGGGCUCAGAUGGAGC